Sphaerulina musiva SO2202 is the source of this 1457-nucleotide messenger RNA. Its product is annotated as sucrase/ferredoxin domain-containing protein. The transcript has a single exon. The record is from RefSeq and is a predicted model, not a curated record. NCBI's taxonomy places the organism in Eukaryota, Fungi, Ascomycota, Dothideomycetes, Mycosphaerellales, Mycosphaerellaceae. The coding region runs from base 5 to 1090 and encodes 361 amino acids.
AGGCAUGUUGCGUUCAAUAUAUCGAAAGGUCACGUCGGGCGGCGGCGACGAGGUCCUCAAAGCGCGUUCCGAUGGAUUCUACACGGCGAAAGCCAUAGACGCUCUUUUUCCCAAGACGACGGCCGAAGUGGACGGAGAGGAAUGCCUACAUGACUGUGAAGGAUGCUCGAUCAAGUAUCCCAAGAAAUGGUCGAUUGAUGAAGAGGACAAGCUAUAUGGCGGUAUCAAUGGGUUUUCACGGCAUCUCAUCGUGGCGACAGGCGAGACGGACUGGGUCCGAGCAGUGGAAGAUGUCCCAGGCAGCGUGAUGGAGGCCGUGGGCAACCACAUUGACAAGGUUGACGGUAAGCUGAUGCUGAGCGCCAGCAACAUACCACCACCGACUAUUGCUGGCGACCAUAUUGGACCCUAUGGAGUUGACAGACCAACGACUGUGUUGCUCAUGCCCUCAUUCACCUGGAUCGAGAAUGUCACACCAAAGCAGGUACCUCAACUCAUACAGAGUGUCAUCAACACAGCACCUACUACGACGACCCCUCUCGACCUCGAGCCCGAACGUGGUAGCAGUGAAGAGAAGGAGAUGAAUGGCAAUGGCGAUGUACCACACACCCCUCUACCUCGUGCACCCACAGACUUGCCACCUGGCAUCUCGCUACGGGCCUGCCCACACAAAUAUGUCAUCCUUCUCUGCUCACAUGCGACAAGAGAUGCCCGCUGCGGCCAGUCUGCACCUCUUCUGCGGAAAGAACUCGAGCGACACCUCCGCCCUCUGGGUCUCUACCGAGAUCUCCACGAUGAACGACCCGGAGGCGUGGGCAUCUACUUCAUCAAUCACGUCGGAGGCCACAAGUACAGUGCCAACAUGAUGAUAUACCGUCGCGCAGAACCCAGCAGAACCGUUCCAGAGCAGAUUGCCGGGGUUUCCAAGAUGGAGGAAGGUGAAGCGGCACAGUGCAUUUGGCUGGCGCGAAUCAGACCUGAGGACUGUGAGAACGUGGUGCGGUAUACGGUGAUGCAAGGCAAAGUCGUGAAGCCAGAACGCCAAUUACGAGGUGGCUUUGAUCGUGAAAAGGGUCUGGUGAGCUGGUAGCAGAGCCCUGGCCAUUCGCAUGCAUACAUCAUCGGAGGACAACUUUUGCGAAAAGCAGUUUGCCAUUAGAUCGAAGAUGCCAACAUGCGCGAGCAUUAAACCUAGAAGAUGCAUCUCAUGCAAGCAAGCAAUAUACAUAAUGUCCUUCACCUCGAUCCCGCCAAUACUUGUAGGAGGAAAUUCCGAUCUCUAUCUCAAACCGGCAGACACCUGACAUGUAAUGUACCUACCUCGAUCCGAUGCCUGUCAUUACCGUUUGACACACAACUGGAAAUCUGCGAUGAUGAUGACGAUGAUCAACGAUGAACAAUGUCGUCGUCGGACAUGUUUCGAAACAACAAAAAGCACAUAUACAUGUAAAACGCCC